Molecule: messenger RNA, 210 nt
Organism: Botrytis deweyae
Lineage: Eukaryota; Fungi; Ascomycota; Leotiomycetes; Helotiales; Sclerotiniaceae
Exons: 1
Coding region: 1-210 (69 amino acids)
Source: RefSeq, a predicted model, not a curated record
AUGCUUUAUUCAGACUACCAUGUCUUUACUUUUAUACUUAAAGGAUUGCAAGGAAAGAUUAAAGGAACCCGAGAAUUAUUCCAUCGUUCAAAGCAUAUAACAGAAAUGGAAGUCGAGCUUUCUACCUUAAAGCCACCCAUUCAAGGAAAUGGAACUGUUGGUACUGGCACGGGGACCAGAAGAAUCUCCAAACUCGGAGGGGAACCUUGA